AUGCAAAAAUUUUCAUAUAUAAAAAAUUUUUCUAUACUUUUUUAUAUUAUUAUUAUUAGUAUUUAUUUUAAAAAUGUUUCUUGUCAAAAGUUAGAAAAUAUAUUUAAUAAUAAUUUAUCAAAAACAAAUAAACCUAAUAUAAUAUUAUUAAUUACUGAUGAUCAGGAUAAAGAAUUAGGUUCAAUGGAUUUUAUGCCAAAAACAUUAAAAAUAUUUAGUAGUAAAGGGGUAGAAUUUUUACAUGGAUUAGUUUCAACACCUAUUUGUUGUCCAUCACGUUCCUCAAUCUUAACUGGUAAAUAUGUUCAUAAUCAUAAUGUUAUGACAAACAACCAAAAUUGUUCUAGUAUUGAAUGGAGAAAUAUUCAUGAAAAAAAAACAUUUAUAAAUUUAUUAAAACAAUAUGGAGGAUAUAAAACAAGUUAUUUUGGUAAAUAUCUUAAUGAAUAUGAUGGUAGUUAUAUUCCUGAAGGUAUUGAUCAUUUUGUUGGAUUAGUUAAAAAUAGUCGAUUUUAUAAUUAUACACUUAAUGUAAAUGGUAAAAAAAUUAAACAUGGUGAUAAUUAUAAUAAAGAUUAUCUUACCGAUAAAAUAAUAAAUGAAACAAUAAAUUUUAUUGAUAAUCAUAUAAAUAAUGAAAUGAAUGUACCUUUUUUGUCUGUAUUAGCAUUUCCAGCACCACAUGGACCUGAAGAUUCAGCACCCCAGUACUCAUCAAUGUUUGAAGGUAUCUUAUCACAUAGAACAUCUUCAUGGAAUUAUGCCCCAAAUCCUGAUAAACAAUGGAUACUCCAAAGAACAGGAAAAAUGGAACCAAUUCAUGUUGUAUUUACAGAUUUGUUACAUCGAAGAAGACUUCAAACAUUACAAAGUGUAGAUGAUGGUGUUGAAAAGUUAAUACAAAAAUUACGAGAAUUAGAUCAACUUCAUAAUACAUUUAUUAUAUAUACAAGUGAUCAUGGUUAUCAUCUUGGACAAUUUGGUUUAGUUAAAGGAAAAAAUAUGCCAUUUGAAUUUGAUAUAAAAGUUCCAUUUUAUGUUCGUGGACCAGGAAUUAGUAGAAAUAUAAAAAUUAAUAAUAUUGUUAGUAAUAUUGAUAUUGCUCCAACAAUACUAAAUAUUGCUGGAAUAGAAGUAGACAAAGAAAUGGAUGGUACAAGUUUUUUACCAUUAAUCUUAAAAAAUAAUGUCAAAAAAAAAGUUAAUAAUAUGGAAAAUAAAAAUAUGGGUUUUAAAAGUAAUGUUGAAAUAGAUAAUUGGAGGCAUACAUUACUCAUAGAAAGAGGUAAAAUGCCAAAAUUAAAAAAAAUAAAAGAAAGAUUUUUAAAACAAAAAGAAGUUUUUAAUAAUAAGGCUAUUUUUGAUGAAGCUUGUAAUUUUGAAGAAUAUCAUAAUUCAUGUUUACUUGGACAAAAAUGGAAAUGUAUUAAAGAUAAAAAUACAAAUAAAUGGACAAUAAUUAAGUGUAAAGAUUUUAUUGAAAUAGAUAAUGAUUGCACCUGUGACAGUAAGAAAAAAAAAGAUAAUUAUAAUUUAAGAAAUAAAAGAUAUAUUGAUAAAAAUAUUAUUCUAGGAAUGAAUUCGUACAUUUUAGAGAUUCUCUCUAAUUGGAGAUUAGAAUUUAUCAAAGAACAUUUUUUAAAUAAAGAUUUAUGGUACCAGGGGAUUAUUGAAAUAAAAAAGAAAAGAAAUAUUAUACAUUCCAAAGAAAAUAAUGUAUCAUUUACUGAUAUUGAGAUUAAUAAAGAAUCUAUUCCGGCUUUAGCAAUAGAUGUUUUAUGUUUAACUGUAAAUUCUAUUUACUGUGAAUCUGAACUUAAUACUAAAAUUAAAAAAUUAAAAAGAAAACUUUUAAAAGUCCGUGAAACUAAAAAAAAAUGGAAAAAUAUGAUAAAUUGCAAUUGCUCAUCUAUCUCUCAAAAUUUAAAUAAUAGCAAAAGAAUGGAAGUUUAUUUAAUUGAUAAUGACUAUCCAACUAUUUUACCAGAUAUCUAUUUAACAAAAAAUUAUUUUAAAAACAGAAACUUUUCAUUAUCAUUAAGUUCAUUUAAUUCUAUAUAUAAAAAUUCAUCAUAUGGUAAAAUAAAAAAAGGGCAAUUUAAUUCUUGUAAUGUCCCUCAAAUGAAUUGCUUUACACAUGAUAGUAGUCAUUGGAAAACAGAACCAUUCUGGCCUGAAAAUUAUGGAAAAUUUUGUUUUUGCCAAAAUACAAAUAAUAAUACUUAUUGGUGUUUAAGAACAUACAAUGAGACACAUAACUUUCUUUAUUGUGAAUUUAUUACUGGUUUUAUAAGUUACUAUGAUAUUAAUAAAGAUCCAAGUCAGUUAUCAAAUACUGUCUAUUCACUUGAUAUAAAUAUACUAGAACAAUUAUCAACACAAUUACAAUUAUUAAAAACUUGUAAAGGAGCCUAUCAAUGCCAACAUUAUUCCUCAAAAUAUUGGUUUUUACCUUUAAAUGUUACAGAAAAAAUGAAUAUAAAGGAUUCAUAG
Molecule: messenger RNA, 2493 nt
Organism: Strongyloides ratti
Lineage: Eukaryota; Metazoa; Nematoda; Chromadorea; Rhabditida; Strongyloididae
Product: Sulfatase FP1b
Exons: 3
Coding region: 1-2493 (830 amino acids)
Molecular function (GO): N-acetylglucosamine-6-sulfatase activity; glycosaminoglycan binding
Source: RefSeq, a predicted model, not a curated record